AUGAAAUUCGGUUGCCUGUCCUUCCGACAGCCCUAUGCAGGAUUAGUUUUAAACAAAGUCAAAACAGUAGAGACUCGCUGGCAUCCUUUGCUAGCCGACUACAAGAACUGCACCAUUGCUAUUCAUAUAGCUGUUAAGGACUGGGAAGAUGAAGCAUGGAGAGCAAUUCUUCUGAGUAGGUUUGGUAUGACACCAAAACAAGUGCAAGAUUUGCUGGAUAAAGGAGAAAAAUUUGGCAGAGGAGUUAUUGCAGGAUUAAUUGACAUUGGAGAGACAUCACUUUACCCAGAAAACCUGCCUCCUGAAAAGAUUCUGGAGCUGGAAAACAAGGCUGUCCUCAGUAAUCUAGAGCAGAAAUACUUGACUGUUCUUUCAAAUCCAAGAUGGCUCCUGGAACCAAUUCCUGCCAGAGGGGGAAAAGGUGUGUGGCAGGUGGACAUCCCUGAAGAACUGAUACCUGCAGAAGCAUAGGUGCUGCCCCUUAUUAUUAUUCUUC
Eurypyga helias (sunbittern) is the source of this 496-nucleotide messenger RNA. Its product is annotated as protein CXorf40A-like. The transcript has 2 exons. The record is from RefSeq and is a predicted model, not a curated record. NCBI's taxonomy places the organism in Eukaryota, Metazoa, Chordata, Aves, Eurypygiformes, Eurypygidae. The coding region runs from base 1 to 471 and encodes 156 amino acids.